AUCACCUUGUAUAUUAUAUACUUUGGAUCAUUUCAUGCAUUUUACAAAUAUUUUUUUAAAUUUUUACAGAUUUCCUAAAAAUGUAAAUCUCAGGGAAAAAUGGGUUGCUCAAAUAAAAAAAGAUGUUCCUAUUAUCAUAACACAGUAUACUAGGCUCUGUAGCAAACAUUUUACAAAUGAUGAUUACUAUCAAUAAUCAUUUGGAAAUGAUAUAUUGAAGCCAGAUGCUGUACCAUCUAGGUUCUUCUGUUCAAGAAAAUCAUUACUCUCAGAAUUUGAAGUUCACAUACCAAUGUCCACAGAAAGUUUAUCAGAUAAACCUAUUCUUACAGUAAAUGACAAUCUUGAAAAUCUUAUGUUAGAAGAAGAAAUAGUAGUAACUGAAGAUGAAAACAAUUCUGCAAAAAAUUUAUCAGAUAAACCUAUUGCUACAGUAUUUGACAAUCUUGAAAAUCUUAUGUUAGAAGAAGAAAUAGUAGUAGAUGAAGAUGAAAACAAUUCUACAGAUUCAAUGAAUAAUGAUACAUAUUAUGAUACUGAAGUGACUACUCUGCAAGCAAAUGAAAAUAUUAAUAUUACAAAAGUCCAUCUUUCAGAAAAGAAACGUAAACUGUUGAGAUAUGCUGGAGACUUUUCUGAGGAAGACCUAGAGACACCUAGAAAACGAAAAAUGUUUUGGAAAACUUAUCAACAAAUGAUUAAAACCAAAAAUGAAAAAAUAAAAUUGUUACAGCAAAAAAACCGUAGUCUUAAAUCACAAAUAAAUAACCUUAAUAGUUUAAUUGAUGAUUUACAGUCGCAAAGCAAGUUAAAUGCUAAUGGUUCAUAUAUGUUGAAGGUAAAUACAGUUUAAGUUACUUUUAAGAGAUGCCACCCAUGCGUUUGUUGUCUCCAUAGACCUAUAAACUAAUGGACUAGAGGUCAGGGGUACAAUAUAGAAUAAAAGAGAAAAGAGAACAUGGGGGAAACACAGUGUUAGUUUAUAGGUCUAUCAUUACCUCUUUAUGUUCUUUCUCCUUUUUUUCUUUUAUAUGAUUCCCGUGCAUUGUGGGCAGGGCGAAGUGGAAUGCACUGUCCAUUAGUUUAAAGGUCUAUGGUCUAUGGUCUUAUACACGUCUGUGCUUAAGCGUUGAAUUUUUGGCUUUUGUUAGAUAUUUUCAAGUAAGAUGAGCAUUUUUAAUUUGUGAUAUUUCACAAAACCAUAUCUUGCUUGAAAAUGUAAAUAUUGAAUAAAAGCUAACACUUAAGCACAGACAAUAUUCUAAGCAAUAAGUUUUAUAGUAAGUUAAUUCACUUGAAUACAAAACUAACAGCACAUUAUUAAAAUUGGUGAACAAAAUUUUUCUAUGUUGUAUACGUGUAAGACUGAGACAUCAAAAGUUUAUGUUUUAUUUGUUUUAAUAGUUUAAGAAUAAAUGAAUAAUGUACAGUCUUGUAUAAGAUACUUUUUAAAAAUAUUCAAGUACAGAUACAGAUACUUCUUUUGAAUAGUAUAUAAAAUAUGUAUUUGAAUACUCAGGAA
Molecule: messenger RNA, 1522 nt
Organism: Myzus persicae (green peach aphid)
Lineage: Eukaryota; Metazoa; Arthropoda; Insecta; Hemiptera; Aphididae
Exons: 6
Coding region: 293-853 (186 amino acids)
Source: RefSeq, a predicted model, not a curated record